AUGUCGAGACCUAAGAAGCCCACGCAUGCGGCGGCGACGCGAUUUGUCGAAACAUGCCUACCACUGAAGGAGAACGAUGUCCCGCGACUCUACCACGUACCGCGACACCCUCGAUACGACGCUGAAACUGCUGUGGUCGAGCAAAUCGUACUGAGCGUUACUCCUACACCAGGCGUCUACUCGUUGAUCGGCUACCCACUAGAUGGGAACACCAUUGGCGCAACGGUGCCCUUCCCGAAAAUAUAUCCCCGUCCGCCGCGAACACUAUGCUUUCUGCAUCGACCCUUCAACCUCGAUAGGCGUAGUGUGCGUAAGGGUACACUUGUACUUUCGAGCCAUACAUCUUUCGAUGAGGUGCUCACUGUGGGCUGGAACACGGCGCUGGCAGAACGCUUGGGCAUGAAGACAGCGGAUUGUCUCUGCGUCCAGGGCUACAAAGGAGACCCGCAAAGGAGGAUUGGGAUUGUCGGACAGGUCCCUACACCUCUAGAUGCGCUUCUCAACCGUAUACAAGACGAAUUCGGAGUCUCCGAACUCGCGCACGAAGGUUCAUCAAACGAGAUAAGCAUUGUCGCGAUCAUGAACGCUUUCAACGAGGACCAAGUGCAUCACGUGUUGGCAAUGUCUCAGGAGCGUGGCUGGACAGCAGAAGGCGAAGACGGCAGGCAUAUACUAUACUUGACUGGUCAGCCAAGAGUUAGCGGUCUUGAAGCCGCGAAAGCUUCGGGCAUGUCUGUAGUCUGCGUAGGUCAUCGAGAGGCCGAGGACUGGGGCAUUCGCUUUCUAGGAGAAAAGCUGAGAAUGGAAUUUCCCGGUGCGCAGGUGAAGGAAAUAUACGAGGAAGAAAUACCCAUUGUACGAGAGAAGAAAGCACCUAUCGUGCAGGACGUAGUAGGCCAAUGA
Alternaria atra is the source of this 903-nucleotide messenger RNA. RefSeq lists its product as uncharacterized. NCBI's taxonomy places the organism in Eukaryota, Fungi, Ascomycota, Dothideomycetes, Pleosporales, Pleosporaceae. Bases 1 to 903 code for a protein of 300 amino acids. The transcript has a single exon. The record is from RefSeq and is a predicted model, not a curated record. Gene Ontology annotation, cellular component: cytoplasm.